Ilyonectria robusta is the source of this 1107-nucleotide messenger RNA. RefSeq lists its product as uncharacterized. The record is from RefSeq and is a predicted model, not a curated record. Bases 1 to 1107 code for a protein of 368 amino acids. The transcript has a single exon. NCBI's taxonomy places the organism in Eukaryota, Fungi, Ascomycota, Sordariomycetes, Hypocreales, Nectriaceae.
AUGACUCUCCUAUUGGAGACUGUACACGACGACAUCGUAUCGUUCAACGAGUCUAAGUGUUGGACGGAUAUGGCGUCAGAAACCCUGCCGUACGGCCCCGCGCAAUUUAUCAUCCUGGUUGAGUCCUAUCUUUGGGUCAUCUGUGAUAAAGCUCAUAAACAGAUGAAAGCAGCCGUCUACAAUGCCAAAUUAUAUGAUCGUGCUAAGCUUUGCAUGAAGGGCCUUGAUAAAACCACGACUCUUCUUGGUUUAUGCAACAUAGCCGAUAUUUCUCUUGAAAAGGGUAAGAAGGAGUUUAGAACGCUCAAGACAGAGUUUGAUACCUUAUAUCACGAGUCGGGUCAUACUGAGGAGCUGGAUUCGGACCAAGUUGUUAAUAUUUCACCUCGAGAAGCGCGGAUUUGGUGUCAACUAAAUACGAGAGAUAUGCAUAACAAAAUCAAGAGUUCUCACGGCAAUCCUGAAACUCUGAUUAGUUUGCUACGCGGGGUGAUACAACUUCCCCUCUCACACAACCCCUUUCAGGGUGAGCCUAAAAUAUGGCUCCCAAUCCCAUACAUGUUUUUUACAUGCCUUGGUAUAGACAAGAUUGGGAAGAUGCUGCAUCCAUGGGUUCAUGUUGGUGCUACGCAGGAGCGCCUCAAUCAUUGGCCCGAGUUUUGCAUCCAGCGCAAGAACGCUCGGGAUGCCAAAAUUGGCGAGUCCCUGAUCAAAGCAUGUCACGAUCGAAACGAAAGUCGUAAACGACUGGAGUGUGGCAUGAGCAAUACUGAAAAGGAAGUCUUGCGGUUCAAAGUAAUGACCGGCGAUAUGAGCAGCCUAGCGCCGGAACAGAGCGCAAUUGCCGAGUCGUGGACGAAGAACUCGAUUCGAUCCUGCAAGAGUCAUCUCGGGCAGGCCUUCAAGCAGGACGCUCAAGACCGGAACAGUUAUGGCCCGGUUGAUAGCUGCUACCAAUGCAAACAACUUUUCGGCUAUGACGAAAUCCAGGAGAGGAAUCCCAAAAGGGUAUUGAAGUUCCGGGCUGGGCAGAAGGAAGAGAAGAUAAGUCCUCACUCUUGUUGUGAGGUACCAGCAAGUGUUUAUUGUAAGCUGAAUAGCUUGUGA